This is a messenger RNA of Octopus sinensis (East Asian common octopus), 3309 nucleotides long. RefSeq names its product trimethylguanosine synthase. Gene Ontology annotation, cellular component: nucleus. The record is from RefSeq and is a predicted model, not a curated record. The transcript has 11 exons. The coding region runs from base 141 to 3308 and encodes 1055 amino acids. Gene Ontology annotation, molecular function: nucleic acid binding; RNA cap trimethylguanosine synthase activity. NCBI's taxonomy places the organism in Eukaryota, Metazoa, Mollusca, Cephalopoda, Octopoda, Octopodidae. Gene Ontology annotation, biological process: 7-methylguanosine cap hypermethylation; 7-methylguanosine RNA capping.
AUCCUGAAAGCGAUGUUGUUCAAUUAAUUAAGGACAUCCUUUAAUUGCGCACGAGGAGUGAAAUUUGAUAAACGAGGGGGAAAAUGUGAUGAAAGGACGUUCGUACAAUGUAAUUAAAUUGAAAAUAGUUUAAACUAAAAAUGGGAACAAGACCGAAAAUGUACCAUGAAAGGAAACCUGUUGCUGACGUGAAAUUUGUGUUGGGAGACGAAUCAACUGUUGAAUGCCUGUUGACACGAUCUGUCCUAUGUGACAGAGGAUAUGAUGCUGCUGAUGUGGAUGAAGAUGAUAAAAGUGUGAGCUGUAAUGCAGAUGAUGAUGAUGAUGAUGAUAUUUUAGAUGUGGAUGAUACUGAAACAGAAAUGAUGAAAGAAAUGGGUUUGCCAAGUCAGUUUGGAAAUCCUCAGAGAAAUCUGGAUUCUGGAAUUGUGAAAAAAGAAACAAAAACAAAGACAAAGAAGAAACCAAGAAAAAAACACAGAAAAAGGAAGAAACAAAGAAAUUCCUCCAAAGAAUUUGAAGAUGUUGAGAAAAGUCUUGGAGAAUGUUCCACGUCAUUGGACACCGAGAUGAGUGAAGAAAGUCAGUCGUUAAUCGUUCCGGUUGAACUAUUUCAGUCAAUAGAACAGAACAAUAGUAAUUUUGAUGCUGUUUGGCAAGAUUAUUGGUCAAAUUAUGGGGAAUAUCUGGUGUGGCAUGGAUGGGUCAGUAAAUACCCUGACCAAAUUGAUGCUGAUAGUUAUGCUGUGCCUCCAAUAGCUGAAGUGGAAGUGGUCAGCACAAACGAUGGCUGUGACCUGAAUAAUGAGCAAGAAACAAAUAAUUCGGUGCCAGAGAAUGGUUUUCCUUCUGAUGUUGGUCAGAAUUUCAAUGAAAAUAAUAGCAACAUUCUUCCACAGAAUGAUGAGACGAAUUCUCAGUCCGAAUAUUUACAAAGAGAUUCUGAUGCAAACCAUUGUUUGGAAGAAGAGAAAACUUCUAAUAUCAGUUUAUCUAACUCUGAAGAUGUUUCUGGACGUCAAGACCAAUGUCCAGUUUAUCAACCUUGUAGUCAACAAACCACAACAGCUGAAGAACAAAUAAACCAACAAAGAACUUCUGCAGAUCUUCACCAAAAUGGGAAUCAAGUUUGUCGUGAUGGAGAAGAACUGGUGCACAAUAGUGACCAACCAAAUAUGAAUGGACAUCAAGGGAAUUCUAAAUCUGUGUAUUGGUCAUACAAAACCCAAGGUCGGACUUUUGAUGCAGCCGUUGAAAGCACAAUGGCGCGGUGUACGGAAAGUGGAAUGCUGUGUGAAGAAUCUUCGAAAUUUUCUGAACAACAAGGAAAUUGCUCCGAUUCUGCUACCGGUAACAAAGAAUCUAAGCUUAUUGAAAUGAUGCAUUGCUAUUCAAUCAGUAAAGAUCAUGUUGCUAACACAGAUGAACACGGUGAUGUUGCUAACACAGAGAAACACGACUCUGAAUUAUCAACAGAAAAUGGUCGAAGAAGUGAUUUCAACUACAAUGACAUGUGGGAGAGUCUUUGGACCGAGCAUUACCAAGAAAGUUAUUGGUUCUAUUACAUACAGUUUCAAGAAUCCUACGAGCGCCAUUUAAAUCGUCAUCACCAAAAUGAAGACACUGUAUUAGAAGAGGUUUCCUCAUCAAAUAAUAAUCCAAAAGAGUUUAAUGUAGUCUCCAAUGGGACAUUGUCUCAUUCUAACUUUGGCAGUGUGUCCAAUGGAUUUCAAGAAACUCAAAGUAUUGAAAAUGAUAUUGGACAUUCUGUUGUGGAGAAUAAUGUCGAUGCAAUGUCAACAGAACAAUCCAGAACAGAUUCAGAAGACACAUUUCUUUCUCUCCAACAAAAUUCUGAUUUUUGUGAAAGUAAAGAAACCUGUUUGGAGAAGAUGAAUAAUGAAGAGGAUGAGGAUAAACCACCUGAAGAAUUACCAACAAAAUCGGUUAAAUGUUCACUGGUGAAAGAGUCUGAUAAACUCCACGAAGAAUUCAAACUGGAACCAACAGCUGACUCACAGCUGGAUUGCACAGCAGAGGGAUCUUCCAUGAUGGAAACUUUAGACAGUCUGGGAUUUAAUAUGUUCCAGGAAAAUUCUGCUCGAAAAGCUACUGUUUCCUCAAUUCAGUGGCGUCUUCAUCCGAAUACUUUGAGGCAUUAUUCUAAAGUAAAUACUGGAAAACAACCGGUUCACAUUUACUUUGAUGAUGAUGAUGAUGAGGAGGAGGAGGAUGUUGAUAAUGGUGAUGAUGAAAUGAGAGAAAAAUUCACUGACAAAGUUGAAGAACUCGAGAAAAACAAAGUGGUUCAGAAAGUGAAAAAGUUUCUCUCUGGAAUUGAACCUUUAACGGACAAAGCAGCAAAUCUUGGGAAUGAAGAGAAACUCCAUUCUUCAGAUUGUCCUGAAAAUGAUUCUGUUCCAUCUGCUGAAACCAAAAUUGAAACUCAAAUUCCAGACCCCUUGGAUUGUGUAAAAAAUAGUGAAGGAGUCAGUGAUACUCCUAGUGAGACAACACCAUCUUGUGAGGAUUCUGUUGCAAAACAAGGGGUACAUUUUGUAGACACUGUGAAACCAAAUUCAUCAACUGAAGGUUCUGACGAGAAAUGUCUGCAGAAAUUAAAACCUUCGGCUGGCAAAAGUAAAAAACAAAAACAGAAAAUGGAUAUUCCAGCUGAGAUAUUGGAAGACCAGACAUUAAGAAAAUAUUGGUCUCAAAGAUUCCGAUUGUUCUCCAGAUUUAAUAAAGGAGUCAAAUUACACAAAGACAGUUGGUUCUCGGUGACCCCAGAGAAGAUUGCUGAAUACGUGGCUGAGCGAUGUCGUUGCGAUGUUGUUGUGGAUGGUUUCUGUGGUGUAGGAGGCAAUGCUAUUCAGUUUGCCUUCACCUGUCAAUAUGUCAUUGCCAUUGACAUCGAUCCAGUGAAAGUAGGAUACGCACAGCACAAUGCGGAAUUGUAUGGUGUUGCUGACCGUAUUGAAUUCAUCGUUGGAGAUUUUCUACAAGUAGUCCCUCACUUGAAUGCUGUUGAUGUUGUGUACCUGGACCCACCUUGGGGUGGACCAAACUAUUUGACUGCCGAUGUGUUUGAUGUUGAGACCAUGGAACUCAAAGCUUCAGACAUAUUUGCUGCAGCCAGAAAGGUGACCAAUAAUGUUGCAUUUUCUGCCCCUCGCAACACCAGUACAGAGCAGUUGUGUAAAUUAGCAGGAGAACAUGGUAAAGUGGAGAUUGAACAAAAUAUUCUCAACAACAAAGUGAAGACAAUCACUGCGUAUUACGGAGAGUUGAUUGUGGAAAGGAAGUGAG